AUGCUCCGGUUCCCGUCGCAGCCUCAAGUGCUGCCGAUGCUUCUGUACUUGUCCAUGGUCCCACUCUACAUGUCCAUGGUCUUGUCCUAUUCAGACGACGAUGACAGCGACAACAGUGGCGCUCUACGAGGCAAUUACGGCUACAGCACCGAUGGCGGCUAUGCCCAUACUGUCGCUGUACAAGACGCUAACACCCACACCGGCACCAGCACCAGCACCACUACUGGUAUUGUGGGGGAUAUCUCCCACGGCAUUGAAGUGGGUCCGGCCAUUGCUGCUGCUAUUGCCAUUAUCUGUGGACUCGCCUUGACCACAUGUGGCUACAAACUCCUGCGGCCCGCGAUGUUUGUCUGUGGCUUCCUUGUCGGUGGCUUCAUCGUCUCGUCCAUUGUCCUGUACAUUGUUGACGGUCAGUCGUACGAGCGCUUGGCGUUCUGGAUCGCCUUUGUGAUCGGCGGUGUCGUUCUUGGCUCGCUCGUGGUCUUUAUCUACAAUCUCGGGGUCUUCCUAAUUGGAGCUGCGGGGGGCGUGUUCCUAGCCACGCUGCUUAAUGCUUCGUUCGGGUACCGCCUCUACCCGAACGAUCCGUCUUCGGGAUUGCUUAUUAUGGCCAUUGUUAUUGGUCUCAUUUGCGGGAUCAUUGCGUACAAGGUCGAGCGGCUUGCAAUUAUUGUGGCGACCGCUCUUGUUGGCUCGGUCGUGCUGGUCAAUGGCGUGGGCUACUUUAUUGGUGACUUUCCAGAGCUCACGGGUAUUCAGAACUACCGUCACAAAGACGAGAAGGGAGACUUUGUGUACGACGUGCCGAAGGCGUGGUGGGGCUACUUGGCUGCCAUGCUCGUCGUCUUUUGUCUCGGGAUUGUGAUUCAGAUCAAGAAGACUGGCAAGUAG
This is a messenger RNA of Peronospora matthiolae, 891 nucleotides long. NCBI's taxonomy places the organism in Eukaryota, Oomycota, Peronosporomycetes, Peronosporales, Peronosporaceae. The record is from the annotation of a GenBank genome assembly.